CAGCAUGCAUGACUGACCUGUGCGUUUACAAACACUCUAAAUCAUGAAAAAAUUGACCUAUCGUUCAUUUACCACACCUACUUAUUAUCUGUAUCAAUCAUAAGUCGCUGUAAUAAAAUCGUUAAGCCUCGCGUGUGUGUAACAUUUUUAAGCACGAUAUCUGCACACCUGUAAGCAUCUGCUGUACGUAUUACAUGGUACAGAGGACACACAAGUUCGAGCUGUAAAAGCUAGUACUUGUACUUAAACGGGUAACGUGUAAAAACGCCAAAAAAUUCCUUGCCCUUACAGUGGGCUGCUGUUUUAUCGCGCCUCUUCGCCUAUGCUUGCGCCCGUGGGCCUGUCGCGGUGCCGCCUGGUCGCACAAGUAUUUUCUUUAUCUCUUUCUCUGUCUCUUACUCCCCUCGGUCGUUUUUUUCUCAUUCUAUAUAGCUACUUCGUUGUUCGAAUUAAAGCGUGGUUAUAUUAAUUAUCGAGACGAAUAUACGGGACUAAAGUCAUCAUCAGGCCUCAGGGCAACGCGAUACUCGCUGCUUUGUUUCGUCACCUACACUUAUAUUGAUAAAUUAUUUAUUCUUGUCAUCAUCGUCAUCAUCCUCGAGGAAAGAAGUUUCAAGAGAAAGAGGAAGUGAGGGGUUAUAAGUAAUUGGUCUUUUGACGGUUUUGGACCGUCUAUGCUCUUGUUUAUUAUUAUACAUAUACUCAGAAAACAUGGCGGUUAACGUAUAUGCAACAAAUGUGACGACCGAAAAUCUCAGUCGGCAUGAUAUGCUGGCUUGGGUUAAUGAUUGUCUGCAAUCGUCAUUUGGCAAAAUUGAGGAACUCUGCACUGGAGCGGCCUACUGUCAGUUUAUGGACAUGCUUUUCCCAAACUCAGUACCUCUGAAGAGGGUGAAAUUCAAGACAAAUCUUGAACACGAGUACAUACAAAAUUUUAAAUUGCUCCAAGCUGGCUUCAAGAAAAUGAAUGUAGACAAAAUUGUACCAAUCGAUAGGCUGGUGAAGGGUAGGUUUCAGGACAACUUUGAGUUCUUGCAGUGGUUCAAGAAAUUUUUCGAUGCUAACUAUGCAGGAGGAGAUAAUUACGAUGCACUUUCCAUGCGAGGUAAUGAGCAGAUGGGUAGUGCUGGCCACAACGCGCCACGGGGUAUAGGAAUGGUAAAGAAAAGUGCCCCAGUCUUAUCUAAGCCUGCUGCUAGAACCGGUGAAGGAAUACCAUCAUCUGUCCAAAUACCUGCAAAAACUGUUCAAAGAACCAUAAACAAAGUUCAACCAACUCGCGUACAACCAAAAGUAGGGGGCAUUGGAGCUCGUGGUGAUUCAGGAAAAGUUGAAGAACUUAAUAGUCAGCUCAUGGAUCUAAAAAUGACAGUCGAUGGCCUUGAAAAGGAGAGAGACUUCUAUUUUGGAAAAUUGAGGGAUAUUGAAGUUAUGUGCCAAGAGUGCGACAACAGUGAAACUCCUCCAAUAGUGCAGAAAAUUUUGGAAGUUCUUUAUGCAACUGAGGAUGGCUUCGCACCUCCAGAGGAGAUUGAAGGCGAUGAUAACGAAGAUGAUAAAUACUGAAUAAAUGAAUUUUUAUAGUUCAAAUAAAAAAUAAAGUGGAUCAAGAGUCAAGUCUGGUUUGAUGUGAAGCAUUACGACGUUAAUUCACGUAAAUUAUUGUAUGUUUGCGCGUUUAUUUUCUUUUGUUUUGUUAUUACCAAUAGAUUCAAAGAACUUCGUAUAAUUUUUUAUUCAUAUUUUUCCUACAAAAUUGAAGAAAAUCUGUAUCGUCUGUAUAAAUGAAUUUCCAAGAGAAAGUUUGCAUCUUGUUCGUAAUUGCUAAAAGUGAAAUUAAUUUAAUAACUUUAAAAAAAGUGAUUUUACAAGUCUGUUUUCUCAUUUCUAACACUAUUUUUACGAACGAAUAGGUAUUGGAAACUAACUAUAUUUGUACUCAUCAUAUCUUAUCCUGUAAAAUAAAACGUUUUUCAAUUUGGUUUUAAUAUUAUUUUCUUUAUUUUUGGACUCAAUAUAUGCUACCAGAUUUUUCAUGCAAAAAUUGGUGGUUGCGUUAAGAACACACAAAUGUAUCCUUGAGUUUGGUGUUAAUGUUUUACAAGUUUUCAUAAUAGUUUAGGUUUCAAAUCAAAAAAUAUAAGUACACGUUUUUGUUAUAUGCAAUUUUUGUCAGAGUGUAAUAGAUAAUAAAAAAAAUUAAAAGUUUCACUGAAAUAUCUCCUUGACUAACUUGAGAUUAUAUUUAAAAUCUUUCUCUUUUCGGGACAUUUUUUGGUUACAUAAUAGUGAAAACAAAUUAAAUGAUUCAACGAUAUAUUGAUGUUUGAAAUGGUAACAGAAUAUAGCUUAUGAAAAUAGAGAGAAAAGUUUGUAUCAAUAAAGUACAUCAUUUUUGUUUUGUUUUUUCUUACAAAGAAAAUAUAGACUCGACGCAUUUCUUUAACUAAUUUUGAAGAGUUGUUAUCGGCGACUACUUGAACAAAAUUUAUAUUCAAUAAAUAUUGAUGUUAUUGUAAAAAAUUAUCGAACACUGUUAUGUAAAAUUUAAAAAAAUAUAUGAAACUAAAAGUGGGAGAGUAAAAUGUGUCUUAUACACUACGGAAAUAUUUUCUUUUAUUAACAACAGUACAUAAAUUUCUAAUAUAACUCAAUGAAUGCAUGCGACAACAAUAUUCUUAAUACUGAUUUGUGGAUAAGCUUUCGAUUUGAAAUUUUAAUGAUGUAAUAAGCGUUUAAUAAAAAUAUACUUGAAAAAUAAA
Messenger RNA from Copidosoma floridanum, 2762 nucleotides. RefSeq names its product microtubule-associated protein RP/EB family member 1 (gene Eb1). Lineage: Eukaryota; Metazoa; Arthropoda; Insecta; Hymenoptera; Encyrtidae. The record is from RefSeq and is a predicted model, not a curated record. Gene Ontology annotation, molecular function: microtubule binding.